This is a messenger RNA of Corvus hawaiiensis (hawaiian crow), 2277 nucleotides long. It is a transcript of the gene CDC42EP4, whose product is annotated as CDC42 effector protein 4. The record is from RefSeq and is a predicted model, not a curated record. The coding region runs from base 519 to 1457 and encodes 312 amino acids. The transcript has 2 exons. NCBI's taxonomy places the organism in Eukaryota, Metazoa, Chordata, Aves, Passeriformes, Corvidae.
GCCCUGGGCCCCCGAGCCGGCCGGCUGCGGGCUGCGGGCCCCCGGCAGGUAGGGAGCCGUGGCCGCGCUGUGGGAAGUCUGCCUGUUUACUUCCCGUCCACCCCAGCGAAACCGCAGGAAUCCGGAGCCCGGCGCAGGUCGGGAGGUCUGUUCAGCCCCGGUAUCCUGUCGAACCCCGGCCGGCCCCUGUUGCGAGAGAGACAGAGCCAGGGCCAGCGAGGAGAUAACCUUUCCCCCCGGAAAAGUCCCCUCUUGGCCCUGCAGAGCCGCGGGCUGGUUCGUGGCCCCAGAGCUGGAGGAUUUAUGGUCCUGUGCGUGUUCUGGCGUGUCCUGCCAAUAGUUCCUUGCUGAACUCUGGCUACCUCCUGGCUGCUGGCAGUCCCUCGGGGAGCGCUUCUCUGCUUUUGGCACUGACGGAGUGAACCAUCCGUGACGCCGGUGAGGUGCUGGCCGUGGAGCCCCAGCUGUGAGCGCCAGGCACGGGACCCAGCGUGGCACAGCCUCCUCUGGCCACCACCAUGCCGAUCCUCAAGCAACUCGUGUCCAACUCUGCCCACUCCAAGCGCCGCUCGCGGGCCGACCUGACGGCCGAGAUGAUCAGCGCGCCCCUGGGGGACUUCCGCCACACCAUGCACGUGGGGCGCGCCGGGGACGCUUUCGGGGACACCUCCUUCCUCACCAGCAAGGCCGGGGAGCCGGUGCCGGACGUGGGAGAGGAGCCGGGCGCCUCCAAGCCCAGCCUGCUGUCCCGCCGCUUCCGCAGCAGCAAGCGCUCGCAGUCGGUGACGCGCGGGGACCGGCGCGACAUGCUGGGCUCGCUGCGGGACUCGGCGCUCUUCGUCAAGAACGCCGUGUCCCUGCCCCAGCUCAACGAGAAGGACGUGGACAGGAGCGCGGGGCAGCUGCCCAAGAGCCUCUCUUCCAGCCCCGUGAAGAAGCUGCCUGAGGAGAUGAGCCCCGAAGAGCAGCAGCGCCCGAACGGGGCGGCCGCGGGGCCGCUGAGCCCCGGCUUGGACGAGCGCGACUUCGGGGACAUCACGGACCUGCCCGUGGUGGUGGCCAAGAGCGGGGCGGGCUUGAAGCACGCCGAGUCCAUCAUGUCCUUCCACAUCGACCUGGGGCCCUCCAUGCUCGGAGACGUGCUGAGCAUCAUGGAUAAGGAUCAGUGGGAGCAGGACGAAGACCCCGAUGUGGAGGAGAGCCGCGAGGAGGAGGAGGGGGAGCCCGCCCCGCCUGGUUCCCCACUGGUGGCCGUGGCGGCCCUGCCGAGCCAGAGCCCGGCCCGCGGCGCCGGUGGCCGCAGCCCCAGGGACAGCAGUCCGGCGUCCAGCUGCACCUCGGGGCCCGAGGAGCGCAGCCCCGUCCCCAGGCCACCGAGCCAGCGGGGGGGGCCCCUGAAACGCCCCGACAAGGAGUUCUCGUUUGCUGAUGAAGACGAUGACGAGAUCCGGGUAUAAAGGCGGGCGGCCGAGCCGAGGGCCUGGUUCUCACUGCGGUUGCUUGGACACAGGGCUGAACACCCCAACAGGUGGCACUGGGGACCACUCGACUCCUGCCUCGUUCCCUCUCUGUGCUGCAGCAGGACAGCGCUCUGCUCCCGGGGCCAGGGGCGUUCCUGCCGUCUGUCAGACCCCAGAGAGCUCCAGCACUUCCUGGGAGGGGAAGGCAGACUCGAUUUCGGUUCUUUCUGUUGGACUUUGGAUAUUAGCUCCUUUCUCCUGCCCCCUGCCCAUGUAAAGCGAUUUAGGAUCUGACAAGACGAGCCUUUGGAGUUUUAGCCCCUUUAGUAAUAUAUAUAUAUUUUCCGCCGUACAGUUUUUACUGUUUUCUGAUUUGUACUCACCUUUCUCUACUCUCUUUUGGUUUUAACUGAGGGAAGAUUUCCCGUGAGGAAGAACUUGGCUCUGGAGCUCAGAGGUGGCCUGGGACUAUGGGCAGCUCCAGCUUCCUGGGUUUCUUGGGGGCUUUCUGCAGACCAAGAGCCUCCCAGUGGCGUGGUGGCUGCUCGCUCCCCAUCCCUCGGAUGGAUGGAUGGAUCCAUCCCAGAUGCUUGACCCUCUAACCAGCCCGGGGGUCGUGGGGAUGCUCCCAGCCAGCUCCAGGGAUGCUGAUGGAAGUGUGGGUCUGUCUCCUGUGGGAGGAGCACCUGGAAGCCACCGGAGCCAGGGAAUUCCGGUGUCCCGGUGGGGCCGGGCGGUGCCGGGAGCAGGCGGCUGGGACAGGAGGUUUUAUACUGUGUAUGUACAAAUGCAAGGAAUAAAAGGAAAUGGUAGUGAC